Molecule: messenger RNA, 1237 nt
Organism: Coniophora puteana RWD-64-598 SS2
Lineage: Eukaryota; Fungi; Basidiomycota; Agaricomycetes; Boletales; Coniophoraceae
Product: Mob1 phocein
Exons: 9
Coding region: 86-742 (218 amino acids)
Biological process (GO): positive regulation of protein phosphorylation; cell division; signal transduction
Cellular component (GO): nucleus; cytoplasm
Molecular function (GO): protein kinase activator activity
Source: RefSeq, a predicted model, not a curated record
CUUGGGGAAGCCAUCAACUGAUUAACGAACUACAACUCAUCGCCGACCAGCACUUCCGCCAUCUCAAUCGCCAGCAAGCAACGAUAUGUCUUCUUUCUUUGGACUUGGAAAGACUCGCACAUUCAAGCCAAGGAAGGACGUUCCUGAGGGCACCAAACAGUACCAGCUACGCAAGUAUGCAGAGGCGACUCUUGGAUCAGGCAACUUGCGACUGGCAGUACAGCUUCCCGAGGGCGAAGAUCUCAACGAAUGGUUGGCCGUGCAUGCGGUCGACUUCUUCAACCAUUUGAACAUGCUAUACGGAACAGUCACAGAGUUUUGUACGCCACAAGAGUGCCCGAUGAUGACCGCUGGUCCACGGUAUGAGUACCUCUGGGAAGACUCUGCCAAGUACAAGAGACCAGCAAAGCUGCCAGCCCCUGAAUAUGUAGACGCCCUGAUGAACUGGGCGCAAAACAUACUCGACGAUGAAACCGUCUUCCCCAACAGGAUCGGCGUUCCAUUCCCCAAGAAUUUCCGCGACACAGUUCGCACCAUAUUCCGACGGCUAUUCAGGAUCUACGCUCACAUUUACAGCAACCACUUUGACCAAAUAUGCGCGCUCGGAAUAGAAGCCCACCUGAACACCAGCUACAGACAUUUCUUCCUGUUUAUCCACGAGUUUGAUCUCGUUGACAAAAAGGAGCUAGCGCCCCUUGACGAGCUCAACGAUGCAAUUCUGGCAGAGGAUAAGGCUCGGUGAAUGGGACCAACUAGUACCUACAUCCUUCUGUACCUACGUGAACUGUCUAUUUGCCUCGUGUUGAUAUGAUACAGCGAACGAUUUCGUCGGUAUACCCAAGCGAAAAAUGGCUCGAGGUGAACACGACCAAGGAACUGCGUGUGUGGUUAUUAUGGAUAUGAUACAUCAGGAGGUGCUCGUGUUUAACUAACAGACGUAUGGGCAAAACUAAAAUGCAAGGAUAUGAGUACAUGUCGUGUUUGAUGAACUCUGGUGAGAAAAUAGGCUCAGCGCUCAACGAAAAUGGGGACACUUUUACGAAACUGCCCGUGAUGUAGAAAGGGCCAUUAUUGAGGUCGAAUGCGUGAUAUGGUAGUACAUCGUGAAUGCAGAAUAAUUGAAUGGGAAUGGAUAGUGCACGAUCGUCUAAAAACCUGCGAGUCCUUGUGCAUGUAUGGAGUCGAUCACAGAGAAUGGAGACGGCGCGGUAGGGAUUCAAAUUUGGAAUAUGUAGGU